Messenger RNA from Fonticula alba, 3010 nucleotides. RefSeq lists its product as hypothetical. Gene Ontology annotation, cellular component: membrane; endoplasmic reticulum. Lineage: Eukaryota; Rotosphaerida; Fonticulaceae. The record is from RefSeq and is a predicted model, not a curated record. The transcript has 6 exons. Gene Ontology annotation, molecular function: calcium ion binding; mannosyl-oligosaccharide 1,2-alpha-mannosidase activity. The coding region runs from base 239 to 3010 and encodes 923 amino acids. Gene Ontology annotation, biological process: N-glycan processing; carbohydrate metabolic process.
CUCCCCCCCCCCCCUUCCCCUUCUCCCCCCUCCCCUCCACACACAGCCCGUCCAGCGCGUGCCCGCGUGCACACCCACCCACCCACACACACGCAGCUCCCUCUGCCCGUCCUCAUCACACAUCACCCGCUGACUGUGCUCUCACGGCGGCUGCCCCCCUCCCGCGCGCGCCGGCUGCCUUUGUCGAGACGCCCCGAGCGAGCGAGCCUCUUCGCCGGCGGUACGGUGCGCGCGUGCCAUGCUCGGCAGCUUCGCCAAUGACCGCCGCGGCAACGCGCCCAUCCUGCCACACCACUAUCGGGCCGGGUAUGGCGGCUACCGGCCGCUGACGCCCGGCCUGGCCGGGCCGCACAUGUCCGGCGGCGCCCCCCGGACCCAGCCGGGCCUCCUGGGCAAGCUGCGCGCGCUGCUGCCCGGCGGCGGCGGCGGCGGCGGCGGCGGCGGGGCUGGCAUCGGCGGCGCGAGUGCCGGGCAUCUGGGCGCCGGCCGCGGGGACUCCGGAUCCCUGAGCGGGCUCGGGGCCCUUGGCACGCCGUACGCCUCGGUCACUGCCAGCGACAGCCGCUGGUUCGACCUGAAGCGGCGCUUCCGCAAGCGCUUCCAGCUGGAAGCGCGCAACCUCUCCCUGCGUAAGGCCCCCUCGCAGGUGCUCUGCCUGGCCCUGCUACUGAUGUCCCUCACCCUGGUGGUGCUGGUGUACCUGGUACAGGGGUCCGCCGGGGGCAUGUGGACUGCCGCGCCGGGUGGCGGGGGGCCGGCAGCAGGCGGGGGGCCGCCGGCCCCGCCGGCCCCGCCGCCGGCGGCCGAGGGCACGCCAGCCCCGGCGCCCGAUGCGGGCAGCCCGCCGCACGGCAGCCAGCCGGCCACGCCAUCCGGGCCGCCACCCUCCGGCGGCCGAGUCCCCGUGGGCGCCGACGGCGACUUCAACACCGCCCGGCUGCCGGACUGGUUGAACCCGGAAUUCCGGUCGGCCGGCGGCGUGGAUGCCGGGGCCCUGACCAAGGUGCCCCCGGCCUGGGCUUCGGCCUGGGCCCCGGAGGGGCCGAUCCCCCCGCCCGCCUGGCUGUCGUCCUUCCGGUCGGCGGUCGACUUUGAUCUGACCAUCGGCGACAUUGCGCCCGGGUUCACGCCCGAUGCGGAUGCCCACUCGCGCCGGUUGCUGGCUCUUUUCCCGAAGGACCAUGCCGGCCGACGGAAGGCCAUCCGUGAUGCCUUCCUCUAUGGCUGGAAUGCGUACGAGGCACUGGCCUUCGGGGCAGACGAAUUGCUCCCUCUGUCGCAGGCCCCACGCAACAACUGGAAUGGCUGGGGCAUCACCCUGGUGGACUCGCUGGACACCAUGCUGCUGAUGGGCCUGGAAAAGGAGUUUGCCCGGGCACGGACCCACGUCGCCCGGCUUAACUAUCGUUCCGGCCCGGGGUUCAAGCCGCUGCUGCCAGACCCGGAGUCCGAGGGGGACAAUCAGCCGUCCGGGUCCAGCGGCUCCUCCCUGGACGACACCCCGGUCCCUGGCACGGACAAGGCUCCGGGACAGAUUUCCGUCUUCGAGACGACUAUCCGCCAUUUGGGCGGCCUGCUCGGGGCGCACUUCCUGUCGGGCGGCGAUCGCCUCCUGCUGGCCAAGGCGCGCGAGCUGGGCGACUCCCUGCUCAAGGCCUUCGACUCGCCGGUUGGCCUGCCCUACCACACGCUGGACAUGCGCACCGAGACGGGCUUCAAUCCCAAUUGGACCGGGAACAACUUCGUCCUGGCCGAGAUCGGCACCGUCCAGGUGGAGCUCAAGUACCUGAGCCAUGUCACCGGCGACCCGAAGUAUGCCACUCGUGCGCAGCACGUCAUCGACACCCUGGAGGAGAUGGGCGACGAGUAUCUGGCCCGCUUCGGCCUGGCCAGUGGCGGUGACGGCUCCGGCGCCGCCCCCUUCGCCAAGAUGGGCCUCCUGACGACGCUGAUUGACCGACGCACAGGCGGCCCGAUGAAUGGUGGCCUGCUCACCGUCGGGGCCCUGUCCGACUCCUACUACGAGUAUUUGCUGAAGCAGUAUCUCCUGACGAACAUGGUUGAGCCGCGCUUCCGGCACCUCUAUGAGGCCUUCGUCGGGGACCUCGAGCGGCACCUGCUCUUCCGACUGCCGAAUGGCGAGCUGUCCACUGGAGCCAAGAAGCUUGGCGCCGCACAGAUGCACUCCACCGAGCUGGAUCAGCUGUCGUGUUUCCUGCCCGGUACCCUGGCUUUGGGUGCCGUGCGUUUGGGCCGACCUCGCGAUCUGGCCAUCGCCCGGGGUUUGCUCCGGACCUGCGUGCGCCUGUACCGCGAGUCGCCUACCGGGCUGGCCCCGGAGGUCGUUCACUUCCAGGGCUUCAGCCCAGCCGGUGGGACGGCUCCCUUUGGCGGGAAGCGCCUCUUCCGCCGGGACCCGGCCUCCGGCCAAAGCCAGGCCUCCUCACCUUCGCCGACCGACGAGCCCACCGGCCCGGCCGAGUUGGCCAUGUCCCCGGUGGAUGGCGACCAGGCGGCGUCACACGAGCGGCCGGCCCGCACGAGCACCGCCGGCAUCGGGCCAUCCUUCGACCACUUGCCCCUGGUCCAGACCGAGCGCGAGGGACCGCUUAUCACCUCGGCCGCGUACAUCCUCCGACCCGAGACCGUGGAGAGUAUCUUCCUCGUGGAGCAGGCCACCUUGCACUUCGGCCUGCCAGCCGACCCGGCCUACAAGGAGUGGGCGUGGGACAUCUUCCAGUCAAUUGAGCGCUUCUGCCGGCUGCCAGCCGGCCGUGGUUACGCCACCCUGGCCGACGUGACGGAUCUCUCCAGAAACAACCACACCGAUAGAAUGGAGAGCUUCUUCUUUGCCGAGACAUUGAAGUACCUGUAUUUGAUCUUCAGCGAGAAGGUGCACUUCCCCAUUCAUCGGGUCGUCUUCACGACCGAGGCCCAUAUGUUGCCGGUCAUCGUUGACCCGGCCAGCCCGGCUGUGACGACCGAUGCCCUCGGCGCGCGCGAGGAAUAG